GGUGGCAAAUUUGUAAUUGUAGGAGCUGCGCAACAACACACAAUUCUGACUGACCGUUAAUGCUUGGAGCGAAAGAAGUUCGUCAUCUCUUAUCUGCACAAAAUAGAACAACAACACAGUUUUCCAUUUCCAUACCCAUUUAUUUCUCUCUCCAUGGCAUUCUCUGCUACUUUCUCACACAGCUCUUUCCCACGCUUCUCUUACUUUUCAGACACACAUAGAAGAAGCCCUCUUUGUUUUCUGUCCGUUAGAGCUGUUAAAUCUGCAGAACCAGAAAAAGAGAAAAAGGCACCCCAACCCAAAACUAAAGAAGAUCCUUCAACAUCAACUUCAACUGCUUCUUCUACUCCUAAGAAGAUUCUCAAAAAGGAAAAGCCUGUCUAUUCAAUGAAGAAGGGCCAAAUUGUGAGGGUGGAUAAAGAAAAGUAUCUCAAUAGUGUAAAUUAUCUAUCAGUUGGGCAUCCACCUUACUACAAAGGCUUGGAUUAUAUAUAUGAAGAUCGUGGUGAGAUCUUGGACCUACGCAUCUUCGAAACAGGAGAGUAUGCACUGGUAGCAUGGGUUGGGAUUCCAACGGCACCAGCUUGGCUUCCAACGGAUAUGCUUAUUGAGUCAGAGAAACUCAAUUAUGAAAGAUUGUGAGGUAGGUUCUGAAGAAGAAGCUUUGAAUAAGCUUAUGAUGAUUUUCAUAGGUUUUUCUUUUACAUCAGAAGGCAUAUCAUUCAGUUCCGGAUAUCUGUCUUUAUUUAUCAAGACCGGUGUUCUACAUAUACAUGGCCAGUACUUUAUUGAAUGAGAUUUAUCCAUGUGUAGGAGAAGGAACUAUGAUAUAUUAUUUAAAUUUGCUAAGAAUAUUUUGUCAACUGCAAGAUAUUCUUUAUCUCGCAUGAUUGUAUAUUUGGUCUAACUGAUUGAUUAUAUAUUGUAUGUUUCUACUUGUUUUACCCAAAGAAAACCCACUUCAAGAAAA
This is a messenger RNA of Cannabis sativa, 970 nucleotides long. Its product is annotated as NAD(P)H-quinone oxidoreductase subunit O, chloroplastic. The record is from RefSeq and is a predicted model, not a curated record. Gene Ontology annotation, molecular function: oxidoreductase activity, acting on NAD(P)H, quinone or similar compound as acceptor. Lineage: Eukaryota; Viridiplantae; Streptophyta; Magnoliopsida; Rosales; Cannabaceae. Gene Ontology annotation, cellular component: plasma membrane. Bases 154 to 642 code for a protein of 162 amino acids. The transcript is spliced from 6 exons.